Molecule: messenger RNA, 360 nt
Organism: Pichia kudriavzevii
Lineage: Eukaryota; Fungi; Ascomycota; Pichiomycetes; Pichiales; Pichiaceae
Exons: 1
Coding region: 1-360 (119 amino acids)
Biological process (GO): mitochondrial respiratory chain complex IV assembly
Cellular component (GO): mitochondrial inner membrane
Source: RefSeq, a predicted model, not a curated record
AUGUUUGACAGUAAGACAUUUAUGGGAAAAAGGGAAAGAGAAGCGUAUGAGAAGUCGUUUGUGGGGAGGUAUCAAAAGCUAGUCAAGAAGAACAGUUUUCUCUAUUUCGGGUUACCUAUGAUGCUGUCGAUUGCGCUGGGAUCGGUACUUUUAAGUAAUUUCACCGCCUUAAGAUAUGAAAGGAGAGAUGAGAAAGUUAAGGAAAUGAACGAAGAGGACGCGUUAAGCAUGAUCAAUAACAGAAGAAAAGUCGACAUAAAAGAUGAAUAUUAUAAGUUGCAAGGGUUGCUGGAAGAGCAUGAAGAUUGGGAGCCAAAGAGAGUUGAAAGGCUACCCGGUGAGAGUGAAAAUAAAUGGUGA